CUGGGCAUUGAAUCUUCAUGUGACGAAACAGCUUGCGCCUUAUAUGACGACCAAAACGGUUUACUUGCUCAUACUCUUUUUUCGCAAGCCCAAAUGCAUGCCUCUUAUGGCGGUGUUGUCCCCGAAUUGGCCGCUAGAGAUCAUAUCAGACGCUUUAUCCCACUCCUCGAGGAAUGCUUACAUGUUGCCCAUCGAAACUUGGAUGACAUUGAUAUCAUUGCCUAUACCAGUGGCCCAGGUUUGGCAGGUGCGUUAUUAACAGGUGCUGCAUUUGCAACAAGUCUUGCUUUUGCACUUGGUAAGCCAACCGUUUGUGUUCAUCAUCUUGAAGGGCAUUUAUUAUCGCCUUUUUUGGCAGAUCCCAUGCCAAAUUGGCCUUUCUUAGCCUUACUCAUUUCUGGUGGUCACACGCAGCUGAUUGCUGCACACAACUUAAACCAAUAUGAACUUAUUGGUGACACUUUGGAUGAUGCACUUGGAGAGGCAUUUGAUAAAACAGCAAAAAUGCUUGGACUGGGUUAUCCUGGAGGCCCUGCAUUGUCAGCACUUGCAGAACAAGGUGUGGGAGGACAGUUUAAGCUCCCGAGACCGUUAAUUGCGCAUGACAACUUAAAUUUUUCAUUCGCAGGGCUAAAAACAUCCAUUCAUACACAGAUCAGGCGAUACGAAGCAGACCAUGGAUCAAUGGACAUGCAAACCAAGGCUAAUCUUGCUCGUGAUUUUGUUGAUACGAUCGUCGCUGUUGUCACACGAAAAAUCAAGGGGGCACUCGAAAAAACACAAUUAAAAAACCUAGUAGUCGCAGGCGGUGUAUCCGCCAACCAUCAAUUACGCCAAGCCAUUACGCAGUUAGCAAAACAGCAAAAUGUCCAGGUUUUUUUUCCUCCACUGGCAUUAUCAACAGACAAUGCAGCGAUGAUCGCCUUAACAGCCUGUUACCGAUUGCAAGCCCAACAAGAUGUUGGACAGGUGGAUUACACCAUCAGCAUAAAACCUCCGAUAGCUCAACAGCUGCCUGAAGAAAAUCUACUGUAUUUAGCGGAUUCCCGCUUUGCUCCAUACGGUGAGAAACCCACUGAAUGGAUCAUUGCACGUACUUUACAGAUAGCAAAGUGGCUGAUCAACACACCUUGCAAAAUGAUUGUUAUUGCCUGCAAUACGGCAACAGCACAUGCCGUUCAAGCCGUGCGAGAUGAUUUUCCUAUUGCCGUCGUGGGGAUUGAACCAGGCUUAAAACCUGCUUGUCACAUAAGCCAAACGCACAAAAUAGGCGUUUUAGCAACGCACAAUACCUUAAAAAGUCAUAAAUUUAAUACGUUACUGGCAAGCAUGCCACCUAAUAUUGAGUUUAUUUUACAAACAGGUUAUGGUCUGGUUGAUUUAAUUGAAGGUGGUCAAAUAGAAAGUACUGCUAUGCAAACGCUACUGCGUCAAUACCUCGACCCGAUGUUGAUUCAAGGCGUUGACACCCUCGUGCUGGGAUGUACACAUUACCCAUUUAUCGCAAAACAAAUUCGUACCUUAUACGGCAACCAAUUUCAACUCAUCGAUACAGGUCAAGCAGUCGCCCAGCAAGUCAAGCGACUGCUCAUCAGUAAUAAUUUACUGAACGUCAAUCAUACUAUAGGUAAACAACAAUUUUAUACGACAGGUUAUGCCCAAGAUUUAACGAAUUUUUUAUUUCAACAACUUCAUAUCAAACAAACUGCUCUAGAAACAAAUCUUGACGAUGAAAAUCGUCCCGUUGAUGAUGCCUUGAUCAAAGGGCGCGUACAAAAUGCAGUUCAUCUACGUGAACAAAUCAUCGAUCAAUCAAAAACCAAUGCUUAUAGGGUCAUUUUUGGCGAGGCCGAUGGUCUUCCGGGAUUUAUAGCCGAUCGUUAUGGUGACGUAUUGGUAUGCCAAAUCACCUCAGCUGGUGCUGAAAAAUGGCGUGAAUCAAUUUUUAAGGCACUCUUAAAAGCCACAAAUCUAACAACGCUUUAUGAAAGAAGUGAUGCCGCCAUUCGAGACCGAGAGGGAUUGCCAGCGCGUACAGGACUGGUCUGUGGAGAGCUCACUCAAACGAAAAAUAUCGAUCAAGUCAAUAUUGAAUGGGUAGACCAAGAUGUACUCAAACUAUUAAGAAUGUAUCGCGAACAAAAAAAACAGUUCGACAUCAUCAUUCUUGAUCCACCCAAAUUUGCACCUAGUCAAGUACAUCUGGAAAAAGCAGCAAGAGCCUAUAAAGAAAUUAACUUUGUUGCUAUGGGACUUCUCAAGCCAGGCGGUUAUUUGUGGACUUUUUCUUGCUCGGGUGCUAUGACACUUGAUCACUUUCGAUAUAUUGUCGCACAAAGUGCGCGUGAUGCUCAUAUCAUGGUGCAAGUCGUUAAAACACUCAGUGCAGGCAGUGACCAUCCUAGCUUACCGAACUUUUCUGAAGGCGAGUACCUCAAA
This is a messenger RNA of Darwinula stevensoni, 2439 nucleotides long. The record is from the annotation of a GenBank genome assembly. Lineage: Eukaryota; Metazoa; Arthropoda; Ostracoda; Podocopida; Darwinulidae.